This is a messenger RNA of Passer domesticus (house sparrow), 3435 nucleotides long. It is a transcript of the gene ELN, whose product is annotated as elastin. The transcript has 44 exons. The record is from RefSeq and is a predicted model, not a curated record. Gene Ontology annotation, molecular function: extracellular matrix structural constituent. Lineage: Eukaryota; Metazoa; Chordata; Aves; Passeriformes; Passeridae. The coding region runs from base 109 to 3093 and encodes 994 amino acids.
UCCCUCCUCGCCCCCCUCCCCUUCCCCUCGCAUCCUUGGAAGCAACAAUUAAGCAGCUCUGGGAUAAAACACACAGCCCGCGGGAGCACGGGGGCAUUGCUUCAAGAGAUGGCAAGGCAGGCAGCUGCACCCCUCCUCCCCGGAGUCCUCCUCCUCCUCUCCAUCCUCCCGGCUACUCAGCAAGGAGGGGUUCCUGGUGCUAUCCCGGGAGGGGGAGUCCCAGGAGGAGGCUUUUUCCCAGGUGCUGGAGUUGGAGGUUUGGGAGCAGGACUCGGGGCUGCAGGGAAACCUCCCAAACCAGGGGUCGGAGGACUUGGGGGGGUCGGAGGACUUGGGGGACUUGGCCCCCUUGGUCUGCAGCCAGGUGCUGCGGGUCUGUUCCCCGGAGCUGCCUUCCCCGGGGGGGUGUUCCCGGGAGCCGCCUCGGCCGCGGCGCUCAAGGCUGCUGCAAAAGCUGGUGCUGGCAUUGGAGGCGUGGGUGGAAUUGGUGGUCCUGGUGGCCUCGGGGUCUCCACAGGUGCCGUGGUACCGGGCGCGGUGCAGCCCGGCCUUGGCGCGGCAGGGAAACCCCCUAAAAUACCAGGUGCUGGGAUUCCUGGAGCCUUUCCGGGUGGUGUGCUCCCUGGCGCAGGUGUUCGCUUCCCUGGCGUGGGAGUACUGCCUGGAGUCCCCACUGGAGCUGGAGUCAAACCUAAAGCCCCAGGAGCUGGAGCCUUUGGAGGAAUCCCUGGACUGGGAGGUUUUGGAGGUCAGCAGCCCGGUGUCCCUCUGGGUUAUCCCAUCAAAGCUCCUAAGCUCCCAGGUGGCUAUGGACUGCCCUACACCAAUGGCCUCAGGCCCGGCGGGAUAGGAGCCGGCCUCCUGGCAGGAAAGGCAGGAUACCCCACCGGGACAGGGGUAGGAGCACAGGCGGCAGCAGCGAAGGCAGCAGCAAAACUUGGAGCCGGUGUCCUGCCCGGUGUUGGUGGAAUCCCGGGAGUUGCACCCGGUGUCGGCAUCGGCGGUGUCCCAGGAGCUGGAGUCGGAGGACCGGCAGCGGCGGCAGCAGCGGCGAAGGCAGCGGCAAAGGCGGGAGCUUUUGGUGCAGGGGCAGUGCCCGGAGUCGGAGGUGUCCCUGGCUUGGUCCCCGGUGUCGGAGGUGUGCCCGGGGCAGUGCCCGGUGUCGGAGGUGUGCCCGGGGUGGCAGGGGUGCCGUCGGCAGCAGCAGCAGCAAAGGCAGCUAAGUACGGCGCUGGAGUUCCCGGUGUCGGUGUGGGUGGCGUCCCCGGCCUCGUGCCCGGAGUCGGAGGUGUCCCUGGCUUGGUCCCCGGUGUCGGAGGUGUGCCCGGGGCAGUGCCCGGUGUCGGAGGUGUGCCCGGGGUGGCAGGGGUGCCGUCGGCAGCAGCAGCAGCAAAGGCAGCUAAGUACGGCGCUGGAGUUCCCGGUGUCGGUGUGGGUGGCGUCCCCGGCCUCGUGCCCGGAGUCGGAGGUGUCCCUGGCUUGGUCCCCGGUGUCGGAGGUGUGCCCGGGGCAGUGCCCGGUGUCGGAGGUGUGCCCGGGGUGGCAGGGGUGCCGUCGGCAGCAGCAGCAGCAAAGGCAGCUAAGUACGGCGCUGGAGUUCCCGGUGUCGGUGUGGGUGGCGUCCCCGGCCUCGUGCCCGGAGUCGGAGGUGUCCCUGGCUUGGUCCCCGGUGUCGGAGGUGUGCCCGGGGCAGUGCCCGGUGUCGGAGGUGUGCCCGGGGUGGCAGGGGUGCCGUCGGCAGCAGCAGCAGCAAAGGCAGCUAAGUACGGCGCUGGAGUUCCCGGUGUCGGUGUGGGUGGCGUCCCCGGCCUCGUGCCCGGAGUCGGAGGUGUCCCUGGCUUGGUCCCCGGUGUCGGAGGUGUGCCCGGGGCAGUGCCCGGUGUCGGAGGUGUGCCCGGGGUGGCAGGGGUGCCGUCGGCAGCAGCAGCAGCAAAGGCAGCUAAGUACGGCGCUGGAGUUCCCGGUGUCGGUGUGGGUGGCGUCCCCGGCCUCGUGCCCGGAGUCGGAGGUGUCCCUGGCUUGGUCCCCGGUGUCGGAGGUGUGCCCGGGGCAGUGCCCGGUGUCGGAGGUGUGCCCGGGGUGGCAGGGGUGCCGUCGGCAGCAGCAGCAGCAAAGGCAGCUAAGUACGGAGCUGGCGUUCCUGGAAUCGCUGGCGUUCCUGGCGUUCCUGGUGUUCCUGGAGUUCCUGGUGUUCCUGGCGUGCCUGGGGUUCCUGGUGCUGUGCCCGGUGUUGGAGUGGGUGGCCCGGCAGCAGCGGCCGCAGCCAAGGCUGCAGCGAAAGCAGCGGCGAUCGGAGCAGGACGCGUGCCUGGUGUUGGCAUUCCCGGAGUGGGUGUUCCCGGUGUUGGUGUUCCCGGUGUUGGUGUUCCCGGAGUGGGUGUACCAGGUGUUGGUGUGCCCGGUCUGGUGCCUGGGGUCGGCGUUCCAGGAGGUCCGGCAGCCGCUGCCAAAGCAGCCGCCAAAGCAGCCAAGUAUGGAGCAGGUGGCCUGGCUCCUGGCGUGGGUGGCCUGGCUCCUGGCGUGGGUGGCCUGGUUCCUGGAGUAGGUGGCCUGGUUCCUGGAGUAGGUGGCCUGGUUCCUGGUGUUGGAGGUGUCCCAGGUGUUGGAGGUCCAGCAGCAGCGGCCAAAGCAGCAGCCAAGGCAGCCAAAUUCGGUGCUGGGGUUGGAGGGGUGCCAGGGGUGGUGCCUGGCGUGGGCGGAGUGCCCGGAGUGACACCCGGCUUGGUGCCAGGGGUGGGAGUACCUGGAACUGGCAUCCUUCCCGGGGCAGGCAUCCCCCAAGUAGGGGUGCAGCCUGGUGCUAAACCUCCCAAAUUCGGUGUCCCUGGGGUUGGAGUCCCAGGAGUUGGUGGCCUCCCAGGUGGCCUUGGAGUCGGUGGGCUUGGAGUUGGUGGCCUCGGAGCUGCUGGGAAACCUCCCAAGCCAGGCGCUGGAGUUCCCGGCUUCGGCGUAUCCCCGGUGUUUCCAGGUGGGGUCGGCGGCCUGGGAUUCGGUGGGAAGCCCCCCAAGCCCUACGGAGGAGCUCUGGGUGCCCUGGGCUUUCGAGGGCCCGGCUGCGCGGCAGGGAAGUACUGCGGCAGGAAGCGGAAGUAGCGCUCCGGCAGCGAUCACCUCAUGAACUUUGGUGCUACUGCAUGGUCCAGAAUGUAAAUCCGAAGCAAAGCUGAGACACCCUCUCCUCGAGCCCCGGACCCCCCCGUCCAGCCCGGGGCCGUGCCGGCCCCGCGUUCCCCGGAGGGACCGCGCGUUCUCCGGCGGCGCCCGGCCCCGCCGCCCCUCGGUCCCGGCAGGGAGCGCGGAAUAAACUGCGGGGAGCAGCCGUCCCCCUUGGUGCUAUCGCUCUCUGCGGGAUUCGGGGGCGCUGGGCUGUCCCUCCCAGCCCCGGAGCUGACCCCGGGGGCACAGGAUGAGGGGCCCCCGCAUUGGAGGCAGGGA